Encephalitozoon hellem ATCC 50504 is the source of this 1449-nucleotide messenger RNA. RefSeq lists its product as uncharacterized. Bases 1 to 1449 code for a protein of 482 amino acids. Lineage: Eukaryota; Fungi; Microsporidia; Unikaryonidae. The record is from RefSeq and is a predicted model, not a curated record. The transcript has a single exon.
AUGCUGCUAAAGCUCUUAUUUCUUGCUGUUAUUGCCUGUGAUAGGUUGUUGAGACUUAAGCAUAGGGACAGCCAGUAUGUUACUAACAGCAAGGGCGUCCUGAAGCUUGAGUCUCCCAUGCUACCUACCCUGUCUGACCAGCGUGUCGUGGUUCACAACAGAGUCUUAUACUUCUUUAAGGACGGGAUAUAUUACACGUUAGCCAUGGUGCAUGGAGAAUUAGAGAUCAAGCCAAUUGUCUAUAAUGCCAUGAGCGAAAAAGGGAUAGGAUUUUCUUCUAGCCCAACCUUUCGCCCACGCAAGAGAAAGAUAGAUCCAUUUGGCUAUUUAUCUCACGCAGGUCGUCGGGAUAGCCAAGGCGAUAGUGAAAAGGGAAAAGAUAGUCUUCCAAGUAACAAAAGGAAGCCUGGGCUAGUAAAGCUUCCUUCUCGAAAUGAAAGGAUUACAGCACAGAAAAGAACUGAGCGGAUGCCUAGAAACAGCCCGAAAGAUCGUGAAGAAGGAAGUUGGAAUGACAAGACUCACCAAGUGAAAAAAGACAAGUCGUUUGAAGCAAACUUAGAUGUGAAAAAUGCUAAAGCUCCUAAGGAAGGGCCCGAUGAAACAGAGACUCUCGACAGUAGCGACAAGCUUCCUGCAUAUGGGAUUCCUCCACCGCGUUUGGAAGUGGAAACCGGCAAUGCCUUGCAAAACAUAAGGCCUCCAAAGAAGGUUGGCUCUAUUCGGAGAUCUCAUGUAGUUGAGAGCGACUCCAAAAUGGAUGAGCGUGAGUUUGGAUAUGUUAUAAAAAAUGUUACGGUUUCCGAGGUGGACGACAAAGGACAUUUCACGUUAAUUGGAGGAAGCGACUUUUGUGUAACCUAUUACAAAGAUUCGUUUGUUUUUAUGCCAUGCUCGCGUGCUCCUGAGCAGAUAUUCAAGCUAGAAAGCUCGGAGGAGAUAGUGAAAAAAGGAAAGUCCUUUGGUUUAAAGGAGGAUAAAGAUGCCGAAAGCCAAGAUGCCAUUGUCCUUGACUCCACGGAUAGUGAGGAAGAAAGGAAGGAGGAACUCUAUAAAAGCCCUCAGACCCUAUCAUAUUCCCUUAAAAGCGUUGCUCCAGGUGGCGGCAACUUUGGAGCUCGAAGUGCCAAAGCUGGUUUUAGAGAUGCUGAAAGAUACCCUGAUAGAAGUCUGGAUAAAGAGAAUUCCCACAACCUAAAAGAUCUCUCCAAAGACUCCCUACAUUUUGAAAACAGUCACAGGCCUUCAAAGAUAGACACAAAUCCUGAAAAGUCAGCUAUCGGUGUAACUCCAAUUGCCAUGCAGCCGACUCAGAUAAAGAGCGGUGCGAGAGGUUUAAAUUCUAAUACCAAAGAACCAAGCAAGCAUCAGAAGCUAAACUUUGAUGACGACUUUAUAGAUAAGUUCAGAGAGCUCCUUACAAAUAGCGAUCUCAAUGAUUUUGUUUAA